UGCUACCUCUUCCUCCUGCUCCUGCUGCUGCCCUUCCUCGGCGCCAUGGACAAGGACGGCGAAGACGCCCCCGCCUCACCCUCCAGGGGGAAGAUGCCCUCCGUGAGCUUCGGCACUGCAGCCUUCAUCCUCAUCCGCGUCAAGAGAGCCUUCAAGAAAAAACGGGCAAAGCUCAAAAGCUCGGUGAAGGAGGGAGGCGUAGUGGUGUCACGACCUCCCUUGGUGAGGAGUCGUACCUUGCCAGCCAUAGUCGUUCCAGGAGUCACCGUACUGCAGACAGCGCUCGAUGCAUCCGACCGCAGAG
Molecule: messenger RNA, 304 nt
Organism: Penaeus monodon (black tiger shrimp)
Lineage: Eukaryota; Metazoa; Arthropoda; Malacostraca; Decapoda; Penaeidae
Source: RefSeq, a predicted model, not a curated record